CUACAAAUGUCAAAGUAACGUCAUAGUGUUUAGGCCAGCAUCAAAAUUCUCGUUAUUUUCAUCUGCGCCGCCACCAAUUUACAAUCAUGGCGUUUAACAAAAUGAGCAUAGAUCAAGUUGAUUUGACUGGAAAACGUGUUGUGAUGAGAGUGGACUUCAACGUUCCCAUAAAAGAUGGUAAAAUCACCGGUACACAGCGAAUAGUUGCAGCUUUAGAAUCUGUAAAGUACGCACUGGAAAAUCAGGCGCGAAGUGUAGUUUUGAUGUCACAUUUGGGGAGACCUGACGGCACGCCUAAUCCGAAGUAUACAAUGAAACCUGUAGCCGAAGAGCUACAAAAGCAACUCGGUAAACCGGUCUUGUUUCUAAACGAUUGCGUUGGACAGGAGGUGUUCGAGGCGUGCUGCUCACCACCGCCGGGCACUAUUAUUUUGUUGGAGAAUUUACGAUUUCACCUGGAGGAAGAGGGUAAAGGAGUGAACGCCAAAGGCGAAAAAGCCAAAGCCACCGAGGAGCAAAUCAAAAAAUUCAGACAAGAUUUGAGGAAACUGGGAGAUAUUUAUAUAAACGAUGCAUUUGGAACGGCACACAGGGCGCAUGCUUCAAUGUUGGGAGAAGGGUAUGACAUAAGGGCCAGCGGAUUUUUAUUAAAGAAAGAGUUGACUUACUUUGCUAAAGCAUUGGAUAAUCCUGAGAAGCCCUUCUUGUGUAUACUAGGUGGUGCCAAAGUGGCAGACAAAAUUAAGUUAAUAGAGAAUAUGCUGGACAAAGUGAACGAGAUGAUAAUAGGCGGUGGAAUGGCAUUCACGUUUUUGAAAGAAACUAAAGGGAUGGAGAUUGGUCAGUCGUUGUACGAUAAAGAGGGCGCAAAACUGGUGCCAAAACUUAUGGACAAGGCAAAGGCAAAGAACGUACAAAUCCAUCUUCCACUGGAUUGUAUCAUUGGUGAAAAAUUCGAAGAAAACACCAAGUCUAGUUGCACCUCUGUCGAAGCUGGCAUACCGGAAGGCUGGAUGGGCUUGGAUAUUGGCCAAAAAACGGUUGUGGCAUUCCAAGAGCCGAUUCGAAGGGCAAAGUUAAUCGUUUGGAAUGGACCGCCCGGCGUCUUUGAAUGGGAGAAGUUUUCAUACGGCACCCAAGCAAUUAUGGACGAAGUAGUGGCCGCAACUAAAAAGGGAGCGGUUACAAUUAUCGGCGGAGGAGACACAGCAACGGCUUGCGCCAAGUUCAAGACUGAAGACAAAGUAUCACACGUUUCAACUGGUGGCGGAGCUAGUCUGGAAUUACUGGAAGGAAAGGAGCUACCCGGGGUUACGGCUCUGUUACCCGCUCCUUAAAUUAUUCUGCUCUAUGCUACUUAAUGAAUAAACUAAUACACUGC
Messenger RNA from Aethina tumida (small hive beetle), 1381 nucleotides. Its product is annotated as probable phosphoglycerate kinase. NCBI's taxonomy places the organism in Eukaryota, Metazoa, Arthropoda, Insecta, Coleoptera, Nitidulidae. The coding region runs from base 87 to 1337 and encodes 416 amino acids. Gene Ontology annotation, molecular function: ADP binding; ATP binding; phosphoglycerate kinase activity. Gene Ontology annotation, cellular component: cytosol. The record is from RefSeq and is a predicted model, not a curated record. Gene Ontology annotation, biological process: glycolytic process; gluconeogenesis. The transcript has a single exon.